CAGGCGCGCUGGCGGCGGGUCCCUGCGGCUCAGGAUGGAGGCUGAAAAUUUGCUUCGCCUUUGCGUCUUGCCAUUCCUCUGAAGACAAGAAGACGCAUCAUAAAACCUGACAUUCCCCUUGCAUUCUGUGAGUUAACAGCAAAAUGGAUAUACCAAAUGCCCCAACUUCCAAGUGUAUCACUUAUUGGAAAAGAAAAGUCAAGUCUGAAUAUAUGCGACUUCGACAACUUAAACGGCUUCAGGCCAAUAUGGGAGCAAAGGCUCUGUAUGUAGCAAAUUUUGCAAAAGUUCAAGAGAAAACCCAGAUCCUCAACGAAGAAUGGAAGAAGCUUCGUGUCCAACCUGUUCAGUUGAUGAAGCCUGUGAGUGGGCAUCCUUUCCUCAAAAAGUGUACCAUAGAGAGCAUUUUCCCAGGAUUUGCAAGCCAACAUAUGUUAAUGAGGUCUCUGAACACAGUUGCAUUGGUUCCCAUCAUGUAUUCCUGGUCUCCUCUCCAGCAGAAUUUUAUGGUAGAAGAUGAGACAGUUUUGUGCAAUAUUCCCUACAUGGGAGAUGAGGUGAAAGAAGAAGAUGAGACUUUCAUUGAGGAGCUGAUCAAUAAUUAUGAUGGGAAAGUCCAUGGUGAAGAAGAGAUGAUCCCCGGAUCGGUCCUGAUUAGUGAUGCCGUUUUCCUGGAGUUGGUAGAUGCACUGAAUCAAUACUCAGAUGAGGAAGAGGAAGGGCACAAUGACACCUCAGAUGGAAAGCAGGAUGACAGCAAAGAAGACCUGCCAGUAACGAGAAAGAGAAAACGACAUGCUAUUGAAGGCAGCAAAAAGAGUUCCAAGAAACAGUUCCCGAAUGACAUGAUCUUCAGUGCAAUUGCCUCAAUGUUCCCUGAGAAUGGCGUCCCAGAUGACAUGAAGGAGAGGUAUCGAGAGCUAACAGAGAUGUCAGACCCCAACGCACUUCCCCCUCAGUGCACACCCAACAUCGAUGGCCCCAAUGCCAAGUCUGUGCAGCGGGAACAAUCUCUGCACUCCUUCCACACACUUUUCUGCCGGCGCUGUUUUAAAUACGACUGCUUCCUUCACCCUUUUCAUGCCACCCCUAAUGUAUACAAACGCAAGAACAAAGAAAUCAAGAUUGAACCUGAACCAUGUGGGGCAGACUGCUUCCUUUUGCUGGAAGGAGCAAAGGAGUACGCCAUGCUCCACAACCCUCGCUCCAAGUGCUCUGGUCGUCGCCGGCGACGGCACCACGUGGUCAGUGCUUCCUGCUCCAACACUUCAGCUUCUGCUGUGGCUGAAACUAAGGAAGGGGACAGUGACAGGGACACAGGCAAUGACUGGGCCUCCAGUUCUUCAGAGGCUAACUCCCGCUGUCAGACCCCCACAAAACAGAAGGCAAGUCCAGCCCCACCACAGCUCUGUGUAGUGGAAGCACCCUCGGAGCCUGUGGAAUGGACAGGGGCUGAAGAAUCUCUUUUUCGAGUCUUCCAUGGUACCUACUUCAACAACUUCUGUUCAAUAGCCAGGCUUCUGGGGACUAAAACAUGCAAGCAGGUCUUUCAGUUUGCAGUCAAAGAAUCACUUAUCCUGAAGCUGCCAACAGAUGAGCUCAUGAACCCUUCACAGAAGAAGAAGAGAAAGCACAGGUUGUGGGCUGCACACUGCAGGAAAAUUCAGCUAAAGAAAGAUAACUCUUCUACACAAGUGUACAACUACCAGCCCUGCGACCACCCAGACCGGCCCUGUGACAGCACCUGCCCCUGCAUCAUGACUCAGAAUUUCUGUGAGAAGUUCUGCCAGUGCAACCCAGACUGUCAGAAUCGCUUCCCUGGCUGCCGCUGUAAGACCCAGUGCAACACCAAGCAGUGUCCUUGCUAUCUGGCAGUGCGAGAGUGUGACCCUGACCUGUGUCUCACCUGUGGGGCCUCUGAGCACUGGGACUGCAAGGUGGUUUCCUGUAAAAACUGCAGCAUCCAGCGUGGCCUCAAGAAGCACCUGCUACUGGCUCCCUCAGAUGUGGCCGGUUGGGGCACCUUCAUUAAAGAGUCUGUGCAGAAGAACGAAUUCAUAUCUGAAUAUUGUGGUGAGCUCAUCUCUCAGGAUGAGGCUGAUCGGCGAGGGAAGGUCUAUGACAAAUAUAUGUCCAGCUUCCUCUUCAACCUCAACAAUGAUUUUGUAGUGGAUGCUACCCGGAAAGGCAACAAAAUUAGAUUUGCAAACCAUUCUGUGAACCCCAACUGCUAUGCCAAAGUGGUCAUGGUGAAUGGAGAUCAUCGGAUUGGGAUCUUUGCCAAGAGGGCAAUUCAAGCUGGUGAAGAGCUCUUCUUUGAUUACAGGUACAGCCAAGCUGAUGCCCUCAAGUACGUGGGGAUCGAGAGGGAGACGGAUGUCCUUUAGCCCUCCUGGGCCCCACGCCAGCGCUUAUGGUAGCGGCACUGUCUUUGCUUUCAUGCACAUACCACUGCUGCUCAAGAUUCCUGCACUAUGUAUCUCCCACACCGAGAAACCCCCCACCCAUCCCUCUGUAGCGAGGCCUCAGCUGUGCCCAGUGGGGACUGAACUAUCUCAGUGAAAGGGGCGACAGAGGCAGCUAGGGCUUGGGCUUCCAGAAGAGAGAGUUGCAGAAGUGAGAGACUGCACCUCAGGCCUCAGAGGAAGAGUGCACGGGCUGGGGGGUAGACAAUGUAUGCUUGAUUUCUAUGGGCCUCAGGAAGAAACUUAGGCAGCUCCCAGCAAGCAUCAGCCUGUCCUUUUAGCUUUCCAAAUCAAGGGUCCUUAUGUAACUGGGUUGCCAGGCACAUCUCUCCGUGGUCCCAAGACCUGGAGAGGACAGGCUGAGUGAAGUCAGGUACCUAGAGCCUAUGAGGGGUCUGGGUUAGAGACAAACUGCAGGCAGCACAGACCGAACUCAGAGGGGAGAUGGGCCACCUUGCUACCUCUUCCUUCGUGGCAGGAUUUAAAUGAAAGAAUAUGGGCUCUAAGUAUACUGAUCUUCAAGGCUGGGAGAAGGAAAGCUAAGUGCCAUCCAUCCAUGGAUGGCAGAAAAGGGGAACCAGCCUGGCAGUAGUUAAACUGCUAAGCUUGGGGCCCAGGAGGCCAUGAGAAAGCCUUCUCUGUAUACUUUGGAGAUGGAUGGGUAAGUGCUUUCAGGUUCUCAGGAGCAGGUGCCGGUGCCCUGUCACCUCCUUCUGAGGGUCUGUAGUCUUUUUCAGGCCUUCCGUUUCCCAUUCGGCCGAAGGGGCCACUGUUGCUUAUCUUUUCAGGGUAGUUGGGCCCAUGCCUAGACUAGAGAGGGGAAAGGUUGGUGUGAUUUACUUUCCUGUCUGUGGCACCUGCUGUUUAGCCAGGGUAAGUUGGCAAUAUGUGUUUGGAGGUGGGUGAGGGGCUACCAAAUUGCAUGUGCAUAGGAUGGUGUCACACAUGGCAUACAGUGUGAGAAGCAGCAGGCGGACCACCUGUGCCAGUCUGUGGUGCCAUUCUCUCUGGGAUUCAUGCAGAGCAAAGCACUUUACUCUUUCUUUUAGAAGGCCUGGAGAUUGAGGUGGAGCUUGAGCUAAAGUUUCUGGGGUCCCAGCUCAAAUCCCACGUGGAGUAAGGGUGGAAGAUUCCUCUUCAGUUCUGUCUCAUCUCCUGGGGGAGGCAGGACGUGCUGGCUUGACACAAAAGAAUUUAAUGAGAAUGGGGCCAGCAAGAGCUGCCCCUGUGUCCAUCGCUCGUGUGCUGAGCUAGUGGGGAAUAAGGAGCGUUGGGCAGGGGCAGGAAGGUCGUGGGCAGGAGAGACUGACGUAGGGAGUACUGGAAAAGAGAGCAGGCUUCUCCCUUCUCUCUUGGGAACCAGAGCCUCUCUUCCCACAGUCUGUGCUGACCACUCUUUCCCUCCAGCCCCACUGGUUAUCCCGUAAAGCAAGGAGGUAGGGCUCCCUCUGGCCAGGCUGUCUGGCUCCUGGGGAUUUUGGUGGGACUGACAUACACACUUACUCACCGCAUUUGUGGGCAUAUGUGUGCCCUGCACUCAGCACCCUCCCAGCCAGCUCCCAACAGAAGCCAUCUUCCCACCUGAUUGGGCCAGCCCCAACCAUGAUUCUGAAACCUGCUUCUGCUGUGGUGUGUAUUCAUUGUGUGUGCUGGGGACUCCCUCACGCUGGACUGUGGGCUCUGAAUCACUCAUAAAUUACAGGGGGAACACAGAGGCAGAUGCAGGAGAAGGAGUUAGGUCUGUCUGAAACACCAGGGGCUGGCCAGGAGGAGCAGGUGAAAAAGGGAAGAAAUUAUACCCAGCCUUCAAGAGGCCAGCCUGACCCCCCUCCCCUCAGUGCAGGGUCAUUGUGGUUCGCCCCUCCUUCCCAGUUUCAGACCACUAAUACUCCUGUUUCUCCAGCCCUUCUAUCCUUUUUCCCUGCUGUCCCUCACCUUAAAUGAUAGGUCUUAACCCACCCCCCUCCAAAAUGCAAUGAUGGGAUGGAGCAAGGUGGCAGGGGCUGGGAGGGGGGGCAGCUGGUAUAUGUGUGGCUUUAUUGCCAGUGAAUUUCACGCACUUUAAAGUCCUGUGGCUUGUGACCUCUUAUCUGAAUAAAGUGGUAGAAUCCAUUUUGGCAGGUUGUGUACUGUCUGUUUUGGGGCUGG
This is a messenger RNA of Loxodonta africana (African savanna elephant), 4613 nucleotides long. RefSeq names its product enhancer of zeste 1 polycomb repressive complex 2 subunit (gene EZH1). The record is from RefSeq and is a predicted model, not a curated record. Gene Ontology annotation, molecular function: protein binding; chromatin binding; histone H3K27 methyltransferase activity. Lineage: Eukaryota; Metazoa; Chordata; Mammalia; Proboscidea; Elephantidae. Bases 144 to 2387 code for a protein of 747 amino acids. Gene Ontology annotation, biological process: heterochromatin formation. The transcript is spliced from 21 exons. Gene Ontology annotation, cellular component: ESC/E(Z) complex; nucleus.